Coccidioides posadasii C735 delta SOWgp is the source of this 1431-nucleotide messenger RNA. RefSeq lists its product as uncharacterized. The record is from RefSeq and is a predicted model, not a curated record. NCBI's taxonomy places the organism in Eukaryota, Fungi, Ascomycota, Eurotiomycetes, Onygenales, Onygenaceae. Gene Ontology annotation, molecular function: phosphatase activity. Gene Ontology annotation, biological process: dephosphorylation.
AUGCUCUCCCCCAAUUGGUUCUAUGCCUUGCUCCCUGUCCUUGUGAAUAAGGGCGCGUGGGCGGUGGAUGCCUCGUGGCAUGCGCCCAGCUCCACCGAAAUUAAUGACCUUGACAAAGUCCUUAAUGCUUCUGGAGUUUAUGGCUUUAUUUUCAAUUCUUCGCAUACUCCAGACAAGGACUAUGGCCAGUACAAUUGGUGUAAUAUGCCGCAUGUGCGCCGACGAGAGUACACGAAGCCCCCCAAAGAUUAUGAAUUGCAAUACGUGGAAGUGAUUCACCGUCACCACAAGCGUACUCCUUACCAGUCAAACACGUUCCCCGAGGAAUCAUAUCCCUGGAAUUGUGACGACGAAGGUUUGUACUUCUACGGACAACCGAUGAAAGGCAAGCAAAGCGCCGAACCGUACUGGAAAGGAUACCAGAAUCCGGUGACCCCAUUCUCUGCCCCCGGUUUUAAGGGCACAUGCACGUUUCCGCAGAUUAGUAAAGGAGGGCUGGACGACUCGUGGCAGCAUGGUCACGACCUGUACACUGUGUACCAUGAUCUUUUGAAGUUUCUUCCCAGAAAGCUUGACUUGGAUAGAGUAUCUUUUCGGGUGACGACAAACGUCAUUACGAGCCAGGUUGCUGGAAUGCUAAUCAACGGGAUGUAUGGGAUAUCAGGCCAUGUGCCUCUCAACGUUGAGUCUGAAUCAAUUGACUCCCUUGAGCCUUCUUACUCAUGCCCUAAAGCCUCAGACCUUUUCUCCGAGGCCAAAAGCCAGCCAAACACUACGUGGGCUGAACAUCUCUCUCGGACCAAGGACCUCUUUUCCUCGCUGGAUUCCGUUUCGGGUGUUCCUCCUUCUGAUUCGGGUUGGCACCAGAGUUUUGAUCACUACUUUGACAAUUUAUCCGCACGUCUUUGUCAUGCGAAGCCUCUCCCUUGUUCCGUCAACGAUACGUCAAAAUGCAUCUCUCAAUCGCAAGCGGAUACGGUCUUCCGCCUGGGCCAGUUUGAAUAUUCCUAUAUCUAUCGUGAUGCACCCACCUCCCUGGCGGCUAGCACUGCCAGCAUGGGCGUCUGGAUUGCCGAGUUAGCACAACAUCUACGUGAUCAGAUCUCCGGACACGAUGGCAAGAUGGUUUAUAGACAUAAUAUUGCUCAUGACGGCAGCAUAUCGCGCGUUCUCUCCAUCAUGCAAAUCGACAAGAUGGUUUGGCCAGGAAUGGGGGCUGAAAUAGUAUUCGAACUGUACGCGAAAAGGACUGGCUUAAACAAGCCGAAAAAGGAGCAUUUUGUGCGCGUUCUGUUCGGUGGACGAGUAAUGCACAGUUCGAAUCCGGACUUGGGCAAGAUGGACAUGAUUCCUGUUUCCCAACUGCUGGAGUAUUUUGAUGGCCUAGUUGGGAAGAGGGCGAAUUUGGUUCCUGGCUUGUGCAAAAAAUAG